Messenger RNA from Vitrella brassicaformis, 1917 nucleotides. The record is from the annotation of a GenBank genome assembly. NCBI's taxonomy places the organism in Eukaryota, Vitrellaceae.
GGAGGGGGUUGGGUGUAGUCCGAUACACGCUCGCUCAUCCGAAAAGGAGGAGAAACAGCCGAGAAAUAACAUCAGUCUUCGAUGGUCUAAUACUAUACAUUGCCGACUCUAGAAGUCCUCCGAAAAAUGGAGGAGGCCUUGCGAGAGGGGCUUAGAGAGAAGGAGGAGCGUAUUCAGGAGCUGGAGACCCAAGUUUGGCACCAGGUGCGCCAUUGCGACGUGUGUUGUCCUCUGUGUGUAUGUCUUGUGUGUCGGUCAGAAGGAGGUGGACGUCAUCUAUCACAACCUCUGCAGGCGGUAUAUGGAGUAUGAGGUCGCCAUUCUGUAAGCAUUUCCGCGUUUCUCCUUCGUUCACACUGCGCAUGCGCGAAGAGACGGCCGUUUUGUGUCGUGCCCUCUGCUGUGUGUGCAGGACAAAGAAUGAUCGGAUACGAAAGCUCGAGGCCGACAAUGCGGCGCUGCAGCAAGAGGUUGAUGAAGUCAGGCGCCUCCACGCGGCGAGACAGACAAUGGCCCACCCCGUGCAGCCACCGACACGAGCGACAGUGCCGGUCCCUGCCGCUAUUGUCGACAAAGUGACGGCUGGUGCGGUCCCUCGAUCCCUCACCGACACAAUGGGAGAUGACAAGGCGUCAGACGGCCUUGGUCGGUCUGACGGAACCUUCGCUGGAAGCGUCUCGACUAUGGCUGAUGAUUAUGAAGUCUUACAGAAGAAAUACCAAGAGGUCAGUCUGUGAAAGCCAAUUGGUGAAAGCUCCUUCAGUCCCUCGUUGAUCCUGUGUAUGCAUUUUGUGUGCAGCUGGAACAGAGAUACCUGGCAGUCCAGCACCGGCUGAACAUGCACGAGGCGGCUGUCAUGCGUUUUCAAAUGGGGCCUCCGGUGAGGCGACGGAGCCAAUCAUGACACGGCCUGGAGAGACAAGCCGUCCAUGCGUGAUUUUGUGUGCGUUCCAGUCUUUCUACCAGCAGCCGAAGAUGCCGAUGCCUCCCUUUCCGCCUCAUGGCUUUCCCAUGGCACCAGAGCCAAAGGCUGCGCCUCUACAGGCCGAUGCGUCAUCUGACGGGUCGUCUCCCUCCUCCCCUGCCAGCCCAACGCGCCUGUCUCCUUUCAUGCGUCUGAUGCCCCGGUCGCCGAGUCACGCCAGGAGCCCCACACACGCGGCCAAGGAAGGGAGCGAUGGGGAGGUGCUGCAAAGGACCGAAUCGGAAUCGUCAAGUGAAUCCGGUGAAGACCUAUAUCGUUCUCAAUCUUAUCUGGAUGUCUCUCUCUACGUCUGUCUGUCUGCUGUUUCCGUCAGUGAUUCAUCACAAGGCAUUCUGUGGUCUUCCUGGCUUCAUGAGUGCGAGGCCGAGGGACGACAGAGCGAGCGUCAGGAAGAAGAAGAGCGACGAGCAGCAGCAGGCUUUCGACAACAAAGAGGAUGCAGUCGAUCUCACGGACGGCAAGACAACGGAUGACAAGCAGGAGCCAGAAGCAGAAGAAGCCCGUCCAAUCGAUACAGCACCCCCGCCUCCAAGUGAGACCCUUCCACGAGACAGCAAGCCGGCAUCGCCUCCCAUAGCUGCUGCCGCUGCCAGUGUCAAUCCCAGCUUCAGCAGCAACGUGCCGCCCCUGUCGCUCCCUCGCCCGCCUGCUCAAUACGGCCCUUAUGUGCGAGAAUUGGCUCCUCAGCCGUGGAUGGCUGACGGGUCUCAGUCUGAACGACAGUUCGAUCGCACCAUGUGCGGCAGCACACGGCCUCUGUGGGAGGGACCAUGGCCACCGCCCUACCCGGUGGGUUUUCCGUCGACGACAGAUGAAGCACAAAAGGGGGAGGCCGCGGCACGGGAGAAGAAGGCGUCAUCCUAGUCGAAUGAAGGGUGGGGUGUUUGCUGACUGAUGGUUGUUGUGAUGGUGACUGAAAUCUGACAACUAAC